Huiozyma naganishii CBS 8797 is the source of this 747-nucleotide messenger RNA. It is a transcript of the gene PRE7, whose product is annotated as proteasome core particle subunit beta 6. The record is from RefSeq and is a predicted model, not a curated record. The transcript has a single exon. Bases 1 to 747 code for a protein of 248 amino acids. NCBI's taxonomy places the organism in Eukaryota, Fungi, Ascomycota, Saccharomycetes, Saccharomycetales, Saccharomycetaceae. Gene Ontology annotation, cellular component: proteasome core complex.
AUGAAAAGUUGUAGUGGCAAAACAGUGCCACCACCACCACUACCACUAGAGCACCCCAGCGCCAUGUCUCAGCCGAUAGAACACCAGUUCAACCCGUACAGUGACAACGGUGGUACGAUCCUGGGGAUCGCGGGGGAGGACUUCGCCGUGCUCGCGGGGGAUACCCGUCACACAACAGACUACUCCAUCAAUUCCCGGUCCGAGUCGAAAGUGUUCGACGUCGGGGACGGGAUAGUCAUCUCAGCGAACGGGUUUGCCGCGGACUCGACGGCCCUGGUCAAGCGGUUCCGGAACUCGCUCAAGUGGUACCAUUUCAACGAGAACGAGAAGAGGUUGUCCCUCUCCGCUGCUGCUAGAAACAUCCAACAUUUGCUCUACGGGAAAAGAUUCUUCCCGUACUACGUGCACACGAUCAUCGCUGGGCUAGACGAGGAGGGGAAGGGCGCAGUGUACUCGUUCGACCCUGUCGGGUCCUACGAAAGGGAACAGUGCCGUGCAGGUGGCGCCGCCGCGUCCCUGAUCAUGCCAUUCUUGGAUAACCAAGUCAAUUUCAAGAACCAGUACGUCCCAGGGACAGGUGAAAAACGCCCCAUCACGUACCUCUCCGUCGAAGAGGUCGUCAAACUCGUGAGGGACUCCUUCACCUCCGCCACGGAACGCCACAUCCAUGUGGGUGACGGACUGGAAAUACUCAUCGUCACAAAGGACGGCGUCCGCAGAGAGUACCACGAACUAAAGAGAGAUUGA